GACAUAUGGCGACAUAUGCCCCUCUUACCACGACGCGUUCAUUUGUUUUCUUUCUGCUAGCAACGUCCAAAUACGAGUGAGCACACAAACACACAUUCUCCCAAUUUAGACUACCUAAACGAUACCGGGUGUUUACGUUUACAAUUCACAUAUGUAUUUUCAUAUAAUGGCACCAAAGGUCUAUUUCGUUUAUCAUACUCUCCGAUUCGCACAAAUCAGUAUAAUUACAUAAGGUGUAUACAACACAGCAUCUUGAAAAUUUGCUCAGUUGUUUUUGCACAACGCAUCAACGGUUAUUCCUUAUCGUAGACAUUUUAUCAUUAUUGUGUUCAUUUCAACUUCUUGACCACUUUUGAACUGUAAAUUUUAUGACCAGUGAUAAUACUGAUUUCAUCUGUACUUUUCGAAAUGGAGUAUUUGGAAAAUCUUGUCCCCUGCAAUAAAAGCGCUCUAAGACCAUGUGGAAAUAUUGCAGCGUGUAUAAAACAUCCAACAAUGAGAGCAUAUUGCGUAUGCACUCAUACCGGAGCACCAAUGUAUAAAGACACCAGAUGUACUCUAAAUCUAGUGAAUACAGAUCAGUUAAACAAUGAAAGCUUCGUUGAUUCGAAUAUAACCCACAUUUAUAUUCCAAAUUUGGCUUCUGAAAAUAUUACCGAAGUGGCACAGUCUUCAAAUGUUCUAACCGAAAACUGGUUCAUUACUUUUGCAAUUGUUUUAAUCAUCAUAGCAAUAUGCAUUUUUUUGAUCAGAAAGUGUUACUGUGGCUUCCAUAAGCGUCAACCCAAAAACACAACGUUGAAAAAUAAGACUUUGUUGGGUAAAAAUAAAUCAGGAAUUCCAAUAUGAGAGUGAUAUUCAAAGGCAUGAAAAUAUUUCAAUUAGAUAUUAAGUGCUGUAUAUAUUGUAAGAUUAAUUAGUAAUUACUAAUGUUAUAGGUUAUAGUUUUGUUCUGAUGAAAAUAACUAAGUACCUUCAAUAAUCUUAUUAAAUGACGUUAAAUUUUUUA
This is a messenger RNA of Planococcus citri (citrus mealybug), 1009 nucleotides long. RefSeq lists its product as uncharacterized. The record is from RefSeq and is a predicted model, not a curated record. The coding region runs from base 409 to 849 and encodes 146 amino acids. NCBI's taxonomy places the organism in Eukaryota, Metazoa, Arthropoda, Insecta, Hemiptera, Pseudococcidae. The transcript has 5 exons.